AUGCAGAGGUAUCUUGGUCUGAGGGGCGGACGCCUUGCUGCUGUUAUCAGUGGUGUUUGUGGAUUGUGCUUCUUGUGCUUCGGUUAUGCACAGGGUGUUUUAGGCGGACUUUUGACUGUGCCUCAGUUCCUCGAGCGAUUUCCGCAGGUCGAUACUUUGGAUCCGGCACAGGCGUCGUUUCACAGUUCGUGGGUGACUGGUCUUGCUGUGGGAUCAUGGAAUCUCGGAUGUCUGGCCUCUGCCCUCUUGUGUAUCGUGGUCAGCGAUUCUCUCGGUCGCAGACGGACACUGCUUGUCGGUAUUACAAUAUGGACGAUCGGCGAGAUCAUCCAGACUUCUUCAUAUAGCUUUACACAGUUCAUUGUAGGACGAGCCAUUGCCGGCUUUGGCAAUGGGUUCACCACAGCCACGGCUCCAGCGUACCAGGCAGAAUGUGUCAAGUCACAUCGGAAGGGAACAAUCUUGAUGAUCAGCGCUGGAGCUUUCGUCGCAGCAGGUUAUGCGUUGUCAUACUGGCUCACCUUCGCCUUUGCUUACGUUGAUUCUUCGGCAGCAUGGCGCGUCCCGAUAGCGUUCCAGAUCAUUUUCUCCCUACCUGCCAUCGCGCUGCUGUUCUUCCUACCGGAGAGUCCCCGCUGGCUCAUUCUAACAGGCCGAGAGCAAGAGGCGCUGAACGUCCUCGCUGCCCUCAACGAUGCCGACAUCGAUGAUUUCGAGAUCAAGGACGAGUUCUUGCAAAUCAAGGACGCCAUUCUGAUCAUGGCUCAAGGAACAACAGCAAGCAUGUUCUCGAAUAAGGAGCGCCGAGGCUUCCACCGUGUCGUUCUUGCGUACUUCGUCCAGGUUUUUCAACAAGGGACUGGUAUCAACCUCGUCCUGCAGUACCUGAGUUGGAUCUUCUUCACCCGCAUGUCCUACUCGGGAUGGCUGUCACGUCUGCUAGCUGGCCUUUCUGCGACGACCUACUUCCUUGCCAGUUUUGUCGCCGUUGUUGGUAUCGACCGCUUCUGGGGUCGUAGGUCACUGAUGAUGUUUGGCGCUUCUGGCAUGAGCGGCUGCAUGGUCCUCAUCACGAUCAUGCAGUACCUCUGGACUGAGCAGGAUCUUGCUGGUGCCAGAGUUGCCAGCACCGUCUUCCUUUUUGCCUUCUCUAUGUUCUUCGCUAUUGGAUGGCAAGGAAUGGCCUGGCUCUACCAAGUCGAGAUCGUUCCUCUGAGAAUCCGUGGGCCGGCAAACGCGCUGAGCACAAGCGCCAACUGGAUGUUCAACUUCAUCCUCGUCUUUGUCACGCCUGUCGCCUUCAACAACAUCGGCUAUCGCACGUGGAUCAUCCUUGCUGUUACUAACUUCGCUAUCAUCCCCGCCAUCUACUUCUUCUACCCAGAGACGGCCUUCCGCUCCCUCGAAGAAAUUGACGUUAUCUUUGCACUUGCCGAGGACGAACCCGGCAAUUCAUGGUUCAACGUGGUGAGGAUCAGCCAGAACGAGCCGCUGUGGUUCGGGAAGCGCGGCGAGAAGCGCAUGGAUUUCCAGUACCAGAACAGCUCCUGGCAUCGCAGGGUCAUGGGCAGCAGUGGCAGCAGUGGAAACGGGACUGGGAGCGACAGCAACCAAAUUAUGAGCGAGAAGGAUCAAGAAACAGAGGACUUCAAUCGCUCCCUGCAACCGCCAGAAGCCGGCGUAGGCACCGUCGUCUCCAACUGCUACUCGGACCAGAACACUCCCUACCGCCCCGCAAGCCCCGAAUCCCCCAUUGACCCUCGCCUCUCUACUCCCGCCUCCCCAACCUCAACCAUGGCCAACCAAAAACUGCGCCGUAAGCACAGCCGCACAUACCACAAGGACUCCCUCAGCAGCGAGCCCACCCUAAUCCACCACGACUCCCACGAAUCCGCCCACAAACACACCAGAGAAUCAUGGUACCAGAGCAAAGACUCCCUCGCAUCCGACACCAGCGCCUUCCACGACCCCUUAACCGCACCACCCGUCCCCACCAUCCCCCACCCCCGCUCCCGCAGCAACUCCUCUUCGCCCCCGUCCCGCCCUGGCUCCCGCAGCCGUGGCCGCCACUCGCGCCCCACCACCGCGGACACGCAGCGCAGUUUCCUCGACGACGCGUCGGAGCACCACGCGUUCACGGCGGAUGAGCGCAUCGAUGCGCAGUCCCUGGCGUCGGUGAAUUAUCCCGGCAGGCUGGAUUCUGAGCCGAGGCGCGAGGCGAGGGGCAGGGAGUAUUUGCCCGAGGAGUUGGUGGGGGAUCUGAGAGAUGGGAGUGUGGAGCGGAAUCUGGAGAGGAGUGUGAGUGCGAGACGGAGGUUUGCUGCAAGGGAUGCUGGGAGGGCGUUUUAG
This is a messenger RNA of Boeremia exigua, 2349 nucleotides long. RefSeq lists its product as uncharacterized. The record is from RefSeq and is a predicted model, not a curated record. Bases 1 to 2349 code for a protein of 782 amino acids. Gene Ontology annotation, biological process: transmembrane transport; carbohydrate transport. Gene Ontology annotation, cellular component: membrane. Gene Ontology annotation, molecular function: carbohydrate:proton symporter activity. The transcript has 5 exons. NCBI's taxonomy places the organism in Eukaryota, Fungi, Ascomycota, Dothideomycetes, Pleosporales, Didymellaceae.